AUGGAUAUCAAUCUCGAUACUUCGUCUAAUGUUGACGGAGCUUCAACCGUAAUACCCCCAGACUCACAAAAUCCGCCUAUCAUUGAAUCUUUCACAACGUCAAUAGGUACUCCCCUUAAUAACAAUAGUGAUUCUUCUCAACAAGCGGUUUCAAUGCCAACGCCAGCCCUUCAAAGACAGUCUAGGUCUGCUGUUAUAUCUUCUGUAUGGUCCUCUACACCCAACUCUGCUUCUCUUGCUACUACCUCUGUGAGGGCAACAGCUCCAGGCUCAAGGCAGGUUAGACGGAAUUGGUGGGGCUAUAUUAUAGAAAACUUUAGAUCUAUUUCUAGAACCUCUAAGGUGCUGCUAAUAAUGUCUUUAGUGUUAGUUAUUAUUCAGGUUGUUGUCACGAUUACAGUUCUUGUUAUAUCAGCGUUACGCAAUAGGACAGAUCAUAGACGUAAUGGUCAAAAUCAAGAUAAUAAUGAACCAGUAAGAAGAGACUCAUGGGUUGAUCGCUUUAAAUCUUUUCUUGAUCUUUUCGCUACUCUUUGGUUUAUUAUUGGCAACUAUCUUCUUUUCACUACACAAACUUGCACACAAAAUGCACCUGAAAUUUUCUUUCUCUCUUUAACAUGGGUUAUUCUUGGAUAUAUCGUAAUUACUAUCCCUAUAUUAUUGUGUCUCGCUGUCAUUUUUUGUUUACCAUGCGUAUUAGUUGCAAUGAGGAUUCUUCAUGUUGGUGAUGCUGCUGGAAUUAGCGGUGCUAGUGAUGAUAUAAUUCAAAAAAUUCCAUUGGUGAAAUAUAAAUCUCUUGGUGAUUCUGAUGUAUCAGAAGGUCAAACAACAGAUACCGUUAUAUCAGUGUCACAGACAGAAUCAGGUCAUCAAACGAUAUCUCCACAAAAAAAAUCUCGUUUUAAUUUAUUCGGAAGCAGAAACAAGGACUCUGCUCAUAUUUCUCCGGUUGCUCCACAAACUCUUACCAUUCCUAAUCCUGAUGACGCUGUUUGUUCUAUCUGUCUUUCAUCAUAUGAAGAUGGUGAUGAACUUCGAAAUUUAUGGUGUUCACAUCAUUUCCAUAAAGACUGCGUUGAUGAAUGGUUAUCGUUGAAUAGACGCUGUCCAAUGUGUCGUAUGGAUGUCGUUGAAAUGGCUAACGAACGAAGUAAAAGAGGAAAAAGUACAAAUGAUAAUGACAAUAAUAAUGUCGGUGAAGGAAGUAGUGGUGCUGUUGGUCAAAUUCCAAGUAGUCAAAGUGAAUCAGCCGAAGAUGUGGCUCAUAGUGUAUAA
Messenger RNA from Cetraspora pellucida, 1275 nucleotides. The record is from the annotation of a GenBank genome assembly. Lineage: Eukaryota; Fungi; Glomeromycota; Glomeromycetes; Diversisporales; Gigasporaceae.